Messenger RNA from Suncus etruscus (white-toothed pygmy shrew), 3555 nucleotides. RefSeq names its product KIAA1755 ortholog. The transcript is spliced from 14 exons. NCBI's taxonomy places the organism in Eukaryota, Metazoa, Chordata, Mammalia, Eulipotyphla, Soricidae. The coding region runs from base 1 to 3555 and encodes 1184 amino acids. The record is from RefSeq and is a predicted model, not a curated record.
AUGGAUGUAGACACCCCAUCCCUAGAUGCAGCCAUCCAGCAUGCCCUGGCAGGCCUCUAUCCACCCUUUGAGGCCACGGCACCCACCAUCCUGGGCCAGGUGUUCCGAGUCCUGGAUUCUGACUUCCAGGGCGAUGGGCUGCGCUUGUUGCUGGAUUUCCUGAUCCCCGCCAAGCGCCUGUGUGAGCAAGUGCGGGAAGCAGCCUGUGUACCCCAUUCACACCGUCUCUUCCUGCACCAGGGCUGGCCUCUAUGCCUAAGUGGAGAGGUUGUGGUCCACCUGGCCCCACUUAGUCCCCUCCUGCUGCGCUCAGGGGACUUUUUCCUCCAGGCAGAGCCGAGGGAGGAGCAGUCUGUCUGCCUUGCCAUCAAGUGCCUCUCAGCCGACCUCCGCACUGUGGACUCCAGGCCAAUUCCUGAGUCCUCCUACCCAAAGCUUUUCACACCAGCAUGGCUGGAGGCCCUCAAUGGUGCCUCCGGGGGACAUCGGCUCCACAGCUGCCUGGUAGCAUCUGAAAACGGAAUCGCCCCAGUGCCCUGGGCCAAGAUCACCAGCCCAGAGUUUGUGGAUGACACCCCCCAAGCUGAGACUGUCCUUUCCCCCACCUGGGAGUCCUUUCAACUAGAGGCACUAGACUUAAGCAGCCCCCGAGAGCUGCACCAGACCCCAGACAGUCAGGGGCUUCAUACCCGAAGUCUGGCCCUUAGCAAGUACACAAUGCCCAGAAACAAAUACCCGCGACUCAUCAAGGUGGAACAAGCCCGACCUGGAGAGGGGGCCUUCAGGAUGGACCCUGUGGCCAGCCAGGACUUGGAGGGCGACUAUGUAGCCCUAUUGGACCUUUCCCCAAGGAGCAGCCAGGGGUCUCCCCACCUAGAGGUGAAGAUACCAAAGAGGUGUCCUCCUCAGGAAGCCCCAGAAGAACGGAUGAGAAUGAAGGGAAUCUCUGACUCUCUGAGGAUGCUUCCUCUCUCAGAGGCUAACAGGCCACCUUUGCUGGACAAAUGCACCAGUGCCAAGUCCCCCAGCUUGGAGCAGAAGCCCUAUGCUCGGGAUGUGAGAGGGACAGUGAAUCCUGAAGGCCCCACCAGUCGCUCAGAACUCCAGGCCCCAAAGGCCCAGAUCAGUGGCCUCUUGAGUCCUUUACCUUGGGCAUCUGGCUCCAGGACUGGCAUCUCAGAGGAAUCUGCUGCCAACGAGACUCCAGGACCUCUGGCUCUCUUGGAUAGAGUGGUCCCUCCCAGGCCUGGACCCAAACAAGCAUCUUCUCCCCACUUGUGCCCAGUCAUUCCCCCUGCUGCUCCAGGAACUGAAGCCAAAGUGGCAGACAGGAACCCACUAAGCCACCAGGAUCUUUCAGAGCCCACUGUGGACCCGGAUUGGAGCAGAACAUCGUCCACACCUCCCUCCUUUGGGCGUAAAUUCUCACUGUUGGGAGGACAGAGGCCAGUCCCUGAGGCCCCAGAGAAAGCACCGUUCCCACCAAAAGGAUCGGGGAGAGCACUGUGUUCCCUUUCCUCCCCCAAACCCAGUCUGGCCAAGAGUGAGGGUAAAGCUGGAACAACUCAGACACAAACAUCUGGCACAGAUGCUGACUCAGGCCCAGUGAUCUGGGAAAGGGCUGGUUUGCCAGAAGCUUCUGCAGGCCCUCUGGGAAGAGGCACCCCUCUGGACAAGAGGCCACCAGGGCCUGAAACCGGAAUCUCAGCUCUAAGCACAGAGAUCUUGAGCUCCGGGAUAGCCUGUCUGCCAGGUGGUCGUGACAGGCUGGGGCGGCCUCUGCUUCUCAUCUCCACGACUGCAGGGGCCUGGGAGGCGCCAUGGUGCACAGUGUCAGAGGUCACCAAGCUGCUCUUCUUCCUGUGCUCCAUUCCCAGGCCUGAAGCCAAAGCCAAGGAACUGGCAUUUGUGGUGGAUGCCAGAAAACAGUCCCCACAAGCUGGUCUUAUCAGUGCCCUGCAGGCCACACAGGCUCUCCUACCUGUCUCCUUUCGGGCUGCAACCUUCCUCUUCCUCGGGGAGAAAGAGGCUGCACUGCAGCUGGAGACCUUACCUGACAUCCAGGUGGAAGUGCUAACUUCACUGAAGGCCCUCAGCCAUUAUGUGGACCCUAAUCAGCUGCCCUCAGCCCUGGAUGGUGACUUCCCCUACUGCCACAGCGAGUGGGUGCAAUUUUUCCAGAAAUUGGGGCCUUUUCUUGCUGACCUUCGCCAGGCCUGCUCCCUGCUACAGGCUUCCAUCAAGGGGUUUGAGAAGAGUGAACCCCCUGGAGGGGUGCAGGAGGUCUCCUGGCUCCUAAGCCAGUCCAAGGAACUCAUGGAGGUGGUGCUGAGGAACCCAGGCCUGCAGGGCCUGCAGCGGGAAGGUGGAGCUAUCUUGGCCAGGCUGCAGCAGGAGGCAGACAGGCUGCCCUUCCACCCUGAUGUCAGGAGUCAGGUGGCAGAAGCUGCUGCCCUGUACAAGCUCAUGGAGGAGCAGCUGCAUAUCCUGGUCACUUCGUCCAACCAGGUCCUGGGGCGGCUGGAGCUCCGCGUGCGUCUUGGCCACCUGCAGGCUGCCAUCCAUCAGGUCAGCCACUGGAUGGAGCGGGAAGGGAAUGAACACCUGCAGGCGCUGAGCCCAGGGCACAGAAGCCUGGAGGAAGUGGAGAGAGCUAAGGCAGAGUUCGAGGACUUCUUCCUGCUGGCUGCGGCCCAGUACUGCCGAGGCCUGGAGCUGUCCAAGGAGGCAGCCCAGCUGGGUGCGGCGGCCCGAGAAGCUGAGGAGAUGGGCACUGAGGAGCUACCGGAGCUGGCUGCCUUGACCUCCAUGCAGAGCAGCUUCCAGGCCAAGUUGACUCACUUCUACAUGGCAGCUGAGCGGCAGCGCACAGACCUGGACACACUGCUGUGUUUGCAUCAAUUCUGCAAGAAGAUAGCCUGGUUCCACAUGGACUGUCAGGACCUGAUGGCCCAGCUCCAGCUGGGCAGUGCCCAGAAGGUCAGCUCUGGGGAUCGGAGGCGUCUCCACCGCUACCUGCAGCGCCUGAUGGAGGAGUUUCCCGCUGAGAAACUGGCAGCUGUGGGGCUACAGGCAGCUUCGUUGAGCCAGGCAGACCUGGGCCGGGAACUGUGGGCCAAGGCGCAGCGGACGCACGAGGCUGUCCAGACCCUCCUGGACAAGGUUGUGGCCCACUGCUCUGGCCCUGCGGGGCCCCCAGGCCAUCCAGCCCACCCUGAACUCAGAAGGCCAGUGGCUGGGAACCAGGGCUGGCGGGGCCUGCCCGUCCAGGAUGCUCUGAGUAAGCAGCGUUCCUCCAAACCCUGCUGGCCUCCUCGGAGCCCCAGCGGGGAGCAGAGCAGAAAUCUCCAUGCAGGCCCUCUGCCCUGGGAAGCCGGCCAGUGGGCAGAGACAGAAGAGAGCCCUGAGCAUGGCCUGGCCUCCCUCUUCUCUUGGCUGCGUCCACUCAGGCGGGGGCACGGCCCCAUUCGGGGCAGCUCCUCCUCCUCCUCAGGGACAGACUCACAGACGUCUCUGGAGGACUCACCUCAGACCAGUCCUCCCGCAUCUCUCUAG